This is a messenger RNA of Solanum tuberosum (potato), 1615 nucleotides long. RefSeq names its product probable LRR receptor-like serine/threonine-protein kinase At4g08850. Gene Ontology annotation, molecular function: protein kinase activity; ATP binding. The coding region runs from base 502 to 1425 and encodes 307 amino acids. The record is from RefSeq and is a predicted model, not a curated record. Gene Ontology annotation, biological process: protein phosphorylation. The transcript is spliced from 2 exons. NCBI's taxonomy places the organism in Eukaryota, Viridiplantae, Streptophyta, Magnoliopsida, Solanales, Solanaceae.
UUCAGUUGAACCUGAGCAACAAGUUUGGCCAGAAUAUUCCAAAGGAUAUAGGAAGGAUAACUCAGCUUAAUGUACUUGAUUUGAGCUAUAAUCUUCUGGUUGGAGGUAUACCCCCUCAGUUAGCCAAUUUGAAGGUCUUGGUAAACUUAAAUCUUUCCCACAAUGGCCUAUCUGGACGCAUUCCUAAAGAACUUGAAAGUUCAUCUGGUUUACAUGAUGUUGUUUAGUCAUACAAUGAGUUGGAAGGUCCAAUCCCUAAUAAUAAAGCUUUUAUCAAUGCCUCAUUGGAGGGUAAUAAAGGUCUUUGCGGAAAUGUAGCAGGACUCCAGCCCUGUGAAAGGCCGUCUUCUAUGGUGAAGAAGCACUCAAUGGCGAAGGGACGUAAACUCAUCCUCAUCACUGUAUUUCCUGUUAUGGGAGCACUAGUACUGCUCUGCGUUUUCAUUGGUGUUCGCUUUAUGUGUAAUAAAAGAAGGAGAGUUAGAGACGUUGAAAGAAGGGAUGGUGAUGGUUGGCUUUUCGAUAUCCAUGUUAGAUGGGAAGGCAUUGUACAGAGACAUCUUAAACGCCACAGAAGAGUUUGAUGCAAAAUUUUGCAUCGGGCAAGGAGGUCACGGAAGUGUUUACAAGGUGAACCUUCCAUCAUUAGGGAAUAUAGCUGUGAAAAGACUUCAUUCUUCAUUUCAGAAUACUCAUCCCAAAAGCUUCAUCAAUGAAGUAAGGGCAUUGACUGGGAUUAAGCAUCGAAACAUUGUGAACCUCUACGGCUAUUGUUCGAAAGCACAACACUCGUUCUUGGUUUACGAGUAUGUGGAGAGGGGGAGUUUGUCUAGUAUUUUGAGCAAUGAAGUUGAGUCCAAGAAAUUGGAUUGGCUUAAAAGGGUGAAUAUCAUCAAGGGUGUAGCCUUUGCUUUAUCUUACAUGCACAGAGACUGUUCAUCACCGAUUGUUCAUCGAGACAUAUCAAGCAGUAAUGUGUUGCUUGAUUCUGAGUAUGAAGCUCGUAUUGCAGACUUUGGAAUAGCAAAGAUUCUCAAGCCGGACUCAUCCAAUUGCACUGCGUUUGCAGGCACAUAUGGUUAUGUCGCACCUGAGCUUGCAUAUACAAUGAAGGUUACGCAAAUGUGUGAUGUGUAUAGCUUUGGAGUAUUAUCCUUGGAGAUAGUCAAAGGAAAGCAUCUUGGAGAUUACAUUUCUGUGCUAGCAAAUUCAUCGACUAUAGAUCCUGAGCAGCUUAGCGAUUUGCUGGAUGAACGCCUUCCAUAUCCUGAUGAUAGAGUAAAAGAUGUUUUGGUUUUUAUCAUCAAUCUAGCAUGCUCUUGUUUGCUUGAAACUCCAAAAUCAAGGCCAACAAUGCCCUUCAUCUCUCAUAAGUUAUCAUCAAUGGAUGCACGCCUACCUAUUCAUCAGAAAACCCCCAUAUAAGGCAAGCUAUAUAAUCCCUAACAUAUAUGGAGAUGAAUAACCUUUGUCGCUGAGUGGUUGUGAAGUAAGUACUGUUUCAAUUGCUUGGACUAGUGGUGGUCAUUUGGUUUACUCUAUUAAUAUGUAUAUUGUAAGAGGUAAUUAUUUAAUCUUCUGCUUCUUUGGCCUUGAGUAAAUAUCAAGAAUUCAA